Messenger RNA from Diachasma alloeum, 3147 nucleotides. Its product is annotated as solute carrier family 22 member 21. The record is from RefSeq and is a predicted model, not a curated record. Gene Ontology annotation, molecular function: transmembrane transporter activity. The coding region runs from base 1203 to 2882 and encodes 559 amino acids. Gene Ontology annotation, biological process: transmembrane transport. NCBI's taxonomy places the organism in Eukaryota, Metazoa, Arthropoda, Insecta, Hymenoptera, Braconidae. The transcript is spliced from 13 exons. Gene Ontology annotation, cellular component: membrane.
GUGAUGCGUACAAAGUUGUGAUCCGAGAGUAAUCUGACUACCAAUAAAUGAUCGGGGGUCAUUGGCCGCCCUAAUCACUGACGAUUCUUUAUAGAUAUCCGUUUAUCGAUUGACUUCUUCGAAUUAUUGCUAUGACAUGUGUAUUCGGGGCUUAUUGUUGUAGGAAUUGUUGACGAUGAGAUUGAAUGGAAAUGAAGAAAAGUAUUCUUGAUUUUUAUCGAACAGUCGGGGAAUAAUUUGCGUCAUUCGAUCUGGAUUUAUUUUCGAUUAGCAUUGGAGUAAAAUUUUCCGAGGAGAUUCGUUUAAUACAUUUUUGUAAAUAGUUUUGAUGGAUAUUUUGAUGGAUAUUUAGAGGGAUCAAUCAAGGGAAAACUGUAAGCGGAACUUUAAAGGGGAAUCGCAUGAUAUUUUGGGGUUUCUUUUAAUAGGAGAGUGUUUGGAAUAUGGAAUUGAGUGGAGUGUAUUGAUAAUGGUGAAUUCCGAGAUAUUGACCUAGUUGACCUGCCCGAGGUGAAGGUGGGUCGUUGUCGUGCCGCCUGGGAGCGACUUUCGCGCGGAGGCAUACACGUCAAUACUCGGCAGCAGAACAAUUUCUGUGAAGUAAAUAUUGAAGUCGCUCAUGUUGCUGUUGGAAUUGUCGACGAAGAGAUGGGUGGAAAAUGAAGAAUGGCAUAUUGCGAUACAAAGUGGAGUGUAUCGAUAAUAGUGCAUUCGGGGAUACAGACCUAGUUGACCUGCUCGAGGUGGAUGUGGGUCGUUGUCGUGCCGCCUGGGAGCGACAUUUGCGCGGGAACAUGUGCGGCAAUACUCGAAACAACAAUUUCUGUGAAUUAAAUAUUGAAGUCCCUUUUUCCGGCAAUCAGGGCAACAAGAAGUGGUGAAUCGACCGAGUCUAAGUGCUAUAGCAUAUGCGGUUGUCCUUCGUUAUUAGUGUCAAUGAGAAGUGAAAAAAGGGGAACCCGCCGUAUACGCAAUAUCGGCGGUGAUUGCACCGGGCAUCGGUUCGAUUACACAGCUUUUCAUUUCAUGACCAUGCCGCGUGAGUAAGCCGAGAGAAAGGAGACUUCAUUCGGAGAUUGUCUUUGUCAACUGACUGAGUGUAUUGCGUGCAGCGUGGGCGCAACAGUGGACGAAGAAGAUACACAGUUGACUCUGAGCAUACGUCUGUUUCGAUCUAUCGACUGGCUUAUCAGGAGACCGGAAUGGCAGUGGCGGAAUCGGAAGAGAUGGGUUCACCCACGAAAUCCAAAGAAAGUCAAGAUGAGGGCAUUAGCACACGUGGCAUUACAGAGAUGAACAAAAUAGGAAAAUACCAAAUAAUAGUGUACAUUGCCGUGAGUUUACCCCUCGCCUUAUCAGCCGGUUUCACCCUUUGUUAUGCAUUCACGUCUGGCGAAGUAGACUACAGGUGUCUCAUUCCCGAGUGCGAAAAUUCAUCAACCGCAAAUUGGCACAGUAGCUGGGCUGCCCAUUCUAGGCCGAAGAGCGAUGGUUUGUUCGGUAGUUGUGACAGAUACCAGGUGAAGGAUAAUGUGGAUGGAGAGUGUUCGAAGGAUUCCUUCAGUAAUAGAGUUGAAAAGUGCGAUAGUUGGGUGUACGAUCCAAAGGAGGAGACUAUUCUGAGCGAGUGGAAUUUUACAUGCGAUGAGAAUCGGUGGAAACUAGCUAUGGUUGGGACGGUAAACAACAUCGGACAACUCGUAGGAUUGAUGUUUGCUGGAUACUUGUCCGACAGAUAUGGAAGAAGGACCUGUCUAGUGGUAGAAACCUUCGUGAGUGGAGCCUGUGGGCUCAUCCAAUCGUUCUCCAUCAACUACAUGAUGUUCAUGAGCAUGGAGUUCCUCAUGGCAGUCUCUGCAGCGGGUAUCUACAGCUCCGGUUUCAUCCUGGGUAUGGAAAUGGUAGGUGGGAAAAAGCGAGUUCUGGGGGCCACCUUUAUCGGAGGAAUGUAUGCUGUUGGGGAAAUGUAUCUAGGGGCUGUGGCGAUGAGCUUAAAAUCUUGGCGACCUCUUCUGAGAGCCAUCUUUGCGCCUGGAUUGCUCGCCAUUUUUCUACCACUGAUCAUUCCCGAAUCCAUUGCGUGGCUAGCCGCGAAAGGGAAGCAUAAGGAAGUUGAAAAGAUAUGCAAAAGGAUGGCCGAUAUGAAUGGCUUAGAGAACACUCACAUGCCAAUGAGUAUCUACGAAGAACUGAACGUUACUAAUACUGAAAAGAAAUCAGAAAGCAAAUCAAGCAGCAGUGUGCCAGUGCGAGAGGCCCUAUCGAGGCCGAAACUACUCGUAAGGCUGCUCGCGUGUUGCCUCUGCUGGCUGACCAAUACCUUUGUGUACUACGGAAUGUCCCUGAAUGCCGUGGCAUUUGCCGGGGACAAAUACGUGAACUUUAUAUUGGUGUCAUUAGUGGAAAUACCGGCUUACUUCCUCAGUUGGAUACUGAUUGAUUACGUUGGAAGGAAACCCACCCUAUCCGGUUCAUUCCUGUUCAGUGGAAUAUUCUGCCUGGCAAUACAAUUUGUGCCGAAAGAUUCAUGGUCGUAUGCACCUUUAAUCCUCUAUAUGGGUGGCAAAGGAUGCAUUACGAUGGCAUUCGCUACUGUUUAUAUUUAUACGACUGAAAUGUUCCCCACGACUGCCAGACACUUCUUGCUCAGUAUUUGCAGUAUGACUGGACGCAUUGGCUCCAUUCUUGCUCCGCAAACUCGUCUUUUGGCGACAAUUAUAGCAUCUCUUCCCCUAAUCCUCUUCGGAUCCAUGGGAAUACUCGCUGGAAUAGUUUCACUCGUUUUCCCAGAGACUCUGGACAUAAAACUACCGGACACUGUGGCAGAGGCCGAGAAUAUCGGGAAACCAAAGAAAAGUGAAGACAUCUAUAAUUGCACGUAAUACUGCGUUUAAUUUUAGGAGACAAUUUGAAAGUAUUCAUAAUUAUGAUUGCAUAAUUGAAAAGUGUUCAAUGCUUGACGGUCCAUUCAUCCGAGAAUUGCGGUGAUAGGUCGAAGAGAUAUUCAUAAGGAUUGAGCAGUAUUUUUAUUUGCAGCACUGAGCGCUGGAAAUCAAACUUACUUGAUUAUUUUACAAUUUAUGGAGAGAAAGAAAUUUGUGAACAAUUUUAUAGUUUUUUCUGAAUAUUAAACUAUCCGAUUUUCAA